Messenger RNA from Alternaria burnsii, 1656 nucleotides. RefSeq lists its product as uncharacterized. Lineage: Eukaryota; Fungi; Ascomycota; Dothideomycetes; Pleosporales; Pleosporaceae. The transcript is spliced from 7 exons. The record is from RefSeq and is a predicted model, not a curated record. The coding region runs from base 1 to 1656 and encodes 551 amino acids.
AUGGCGGAACUUAAGGAUAACCUAGGUCCCUAUAUCCUCGAGAAGGCGCUUACUGCUGACCGCACUAAGAAAAACUGCUUCGUACUCGACGUCAGUCGAGACAAAAAUGGCAAUGUAGUCUCUUCGCUGGAACACGUUGUCGAGCAGGUCGAUGAUUACCUCAUCAAUGCCUACGACCGUUCUGCUCCAGUGACCAAGCUCUACGUCGUCGGCGAGUGGAUGCCAACCCCACCGAAGAAAGAUGACGAAAAAAACACCAUACUUGAAGAGCAGAAGCGAUAUGCUAACGAGCCGCACCCUCACACCAAGCCUGAACAAGAAUGGCACGAUGCGGGCGAGCAAAUCGCGAAGCUCGUCCAACAGAUGCCUGCGCUCAAAGAAUUGACUUGGAUCUCCGGCUUGCCGUUCAUGGCUGUCAUCUGGGAGAAGCUGUCCACGUCGCUUACGAAGCUUAUCCUAGACCUUGGUCAGCCUGUUCGCCUCCAGCAAGAUGGCACGAACGAGUAUAAGUCAUAUAUCACUCCAGCAGAGAUGAGACCCCUCGUUGAGCAGACAGAGCUUGAGGAGCUUCGACUGUUCGGUAUGCACGACUCUCUCCAGUCAGUCUACUGGGAAACUGUCUUCCGCAACACGUCCACGACUGGUAUGCGUGUCCUAGAUCUUAACAUGGCAGCACCUCCAAUCGUGCGUCAAGACCACUGGCGCAAAGCUGACGACGUCCGUGGAUUGACUGUUCCAAAGGCAGAUUCCAAGGAAAAGGAGUACAAGGGCGUUGACGGAAAGGGAGUCUUGCACUAUGCCUUCGGCACCGGUGAGUAUCUCGACGACUUCAGCAUGCGCAAAGGACGUAUCGCCGCAGGCCUGGAGGAGGCCAGACCGCUAUCACUAUGGUGCCUCAAGCUUGACGGCUUCGUUGUUGAUUACCUGCCCUUCGAGCAAGAGCUGUCCCGUAUCGCACUGUUGACUUGCGGCAAGGACUGCAUCGAUAGCGGCCUGCGCGCUCCGAAGACUCCUCGUACUCCACACAAUAGGUGGGCCAAGAUGGUCAAUAACGCGACAUCCCAUUGCUUGAUCCGGUGGCCAAAUUGGACGGGAGUUUUCGACGACCGCGGUGACCAGCGCAGCAACCAAGGCGAUGUCGUCUCUCAGGAGGCAGGUCUCUCAACUCCGGCUGAAGAAUAUUCCUCAGUAUUCUCACAAAUGCCGCUGACCAAAGAGUCCCUCCACAUGAAGGAUCUUGGCGAGGCCUUGGAUGGCGCCAAUAAAGAUGAUGGCUAUUUCUCAGCUCGUCCGCUGUCCGUUCCUGAAACGGGUGGAAGACUCUCACUGAGUGUGUGGUCAAAUGCAUCGACCUGCGGUUCCAAUACCACAGCGCCUGUAGUGCCCUCGACCGCCCGAAGCUCACCUAAGAUGCCUGUGGUACCUGCUGCGGUUGGAAGUUCCCCGAUUGGCGAGAGCCUGAUACCUGUCGAUAGUGCGACCACUGCCGACUCGGUAGUCUCCAAUGAUGGCAGUUACGACCAGGUCGUACCCUUGGACAACGAUGAAGCCUCCAACAACUCUAUGUCAGCCGCGAAAAACAGCUUCAAGCAUAAGAUCAGGCGAUCCUGGGAUUGGCUGUCUGGUUCUGGUUCUCAUUCCGGCGCUGCUUCCUAA